AGAAGUUCAGAGAAAAUGGAUUCAACAAUAUCAAUUGAAGAACAGGCAUUAGAAAAAAGAAAAAUCUUGAAUGAAGCCAUUUUAAGUGGCGAUUCUCAAGUGCAGAAGUUUUAUGAUGACGCAGUCGUGUUCGUCACGGGUGGAUCAGGCUUCAUUGGCAAGCAGCUGAUCGAGAAAUUGAUGCGGUCAGCAAAUAUAAGAAAAAUGUAUAUGUUGGUGCGUCCGAAGAAAGGAAAAAGUGUUGUAGAAAGAGUUAAUCAUGUUUUAAAGAACCCGGUAUUUACAAUUCUGCGCAAUGAUAAGCCUAGUUUCGUGGACAAAAUAGUGGGAAUUGAAGGCGACGUCUCUGAGAUUAAUCUUGGAAUUGAUGAAAAGACAUGGGCCAUGCUCACCAAUGAGGUAAACGUGAUAAUUCAUGCGGCUGCUACCGUCAAUUUGGUUGAAACUAUCAAAAUGUCGACCUUGAUAAACAUCCGUGGGACAAGAGAGAUGCUGAAGUUGGCUAAAUCUUGCACGAACAUUAAGUCGAUAGUUCACGUGUCUACAACCUACGCUAACGCUACGAAGAGUCGUGUCAAAGAUGAGGUGAAAGAAGACUUCUACGACAGUCCAAUUCUACCAGAUGCGUUGAUACAACUAGCAGAAAGUGUUCCUGAAGAUACUUUAAACAGCAUGAUAGCACCGCUUAACCAAGAUUGGCCGAACAGUUACACCUUCACGAAAACCGUUACCGAAGAUCUUAUAAGGCGUCAUGCAAGAGACCUGCCUAUUUGUAUCGUUCGACCUGCGAUAGUGAUAGCCGCGUAUGAGGAACCGAUGCCUGGAUGGGUUGAUGAAAAAAACGCAUUUGGACCAAGUGGGAUGAUACUUGGACCUUAUAUGGGUGUUACACACACAUACAUAGCAAAUAAUGAAAUAAAUGUUGAAUUAGUACCCGUCGAUUUAGUUAAUAACGCUAUAAUAGCUGCUGCUUGGGAAACAUAUGAGAAUUUCAAAAAAGGUGACAAGAAAAUAAGUAUAUACGCAAUUUCUGGCAAAAGAAAUCCGAUUAAGUGGGGACAAUUGAGAGACGGAACGUACAGGGCACAAUUCAAGUUUCCGGCAAAAGAGGCUAUUUGGUACCGCUUUGCUGUUCAAGCUAGAUGCAAAUUUAUAUAUGUCAUUUUAUCAUGGCUGUUACAUUAUAUACCGGCUCUGAUAAUUGACGGAUGCUGCUUAUUGAUGGGAAAGAAACCAAGAUUACUCAAGACAUACAAAUUAGCUGACACUCUCUUCUCAGUUUUUAAUUAUUACACUACCAACGACUGGGUGUUUUGUGACGCAAACACUUUCUCACUUUACAACAAAUUGUCGGACACAGACAAACUCUUAUAUAACUGCGAUAUGGCGUCUGUAGAUAUAGUAAAAAUGGUCUUUCUGUGGUGCUAUGGGGUUAUGAAAUAUAUCGCCAAGGAAGAAAUCGGUAAUAUAGAGUACGCGACGAAAAAACAGUUUUGCUAUUGCUUCGGCUGA
Vanessa atalanta (red admiral) is the source of this 1512-nucleotide messenger RNA. RefSeq names its product fatty acyl-CoA reductase wat-like. Lineage: Eukaryota; Metazoa; Arthropoda; Insecta; Lepidoptera; Nymphalidae. The coding region runs from base 16 to 1512 and encodes 498 amino acids. The transcript has 11 exons. Gene Ontology annotation, cellular component: peroxisome. Gene Ontology annotation, molecular function: alcohol-forming very long-chain fatty acyl-CoA reductase (NADP+) activity. Gene Ontology annotation, biological process: long-chain fatty-acyl-CoA metabolic process. The record is from RefSeq and is a predicted model, not a curated record.